AGUGAAAAUCUCAGAUGCGGGUCUGUUCCUUGCUCUUUGGAAAAACGAAGCUACUAUUUCUUUUUAUGGUGCUUUUAACUUGCAGCAUUUAAUGGAUUUCGUGUAAACUGAACAUUAGCGCAAGGUUUGGGACGAAACCGCUCUCAAAAUGAUGCUGUCAAGGCAAAAGCCGGCCACCGGGCCUGGCUCCUCGACUCCAGCCCAGGAGAGCAAGAAGAAGAAACAACUUCCCAAGCUGGAAGAAUACCUGGAUUCCAGGGACUACACCGGCGCUUUUACAUCACUAGAGAUGGGCCAGUUCUACUAUGCGGCCAAGGCUUUCGAUGUCCUGGAAAGAUUGGACCCCAAUCCUGAUUACUGGGAGGGCAAGCGAUGGGCGUGUGUGGGCGUAUUCCAGCAGAUCAUAGCUGGUCAUGAACCAAGGGAAACACUGCGAGACAUCCUUCAAAUCUUGCGCAACACCGGUAACCCGCAGGUGGAAUACAUCAUCCGUGUCAUGAAGAAGUGGGCCAAGGACAACAGGGUACCAGUUUCCUGAGCUGAGGAAGUCCCUCUCCUAGUCUUGACUAGAUUGUUUAAAUGUGUACAUUCCAAACCCCUGCUUCACAAAGGGAUUUUUCCAAAAAUAAAACAAAAGAACAAUACUGUUUGUAUCAAAGUGAUUUGAUCUUCACAUAGGAAUGUUGCCUUGAAAUAUGUAUAUUUCUUUUAUAUUAGCACUAUUUCAAACAGUCUGAUCUUUAACUAAAAAUACUAAGCAUGGAAUUUUUCAUUAUAAUUAUGAAGGUUAAAGGCUUGUAGGGUCAUUUGCAUUCAUCCCAAAAGUAGCCAACCAAAUUAUUUUCAAAAAGCUUACUUGGAUUAAAGAUCAUACUGGUACUAAACAACCCCAGUAAAAUCAUUUUGUCUGGCUUGCUGUCACUAAGAAGAAAUCGAGAAAUGUGUAAUGUCCACAGAUGAGUUGAAACUUCGACAGUCUAGUUUUUGAAAAUUCAUCUUUGGAUUUUGAGUAGUGUUAUUAUUGUAAACAAAAUGCAUGAAAAGCAAAUGAUGUUACCGUGAAAUCUCGAUAACUCAAACUCUAAUAACUCAAAACAACUGUUAAGUCAAACAAGGAAUCCAUUCCCUUCAGUAGUAUAACAAUGAUAUACAACCCUGCUUAUCUCAAAAUUCUGCUUAAGUCACAUUUCGAAACUGUUCCCUUGAAGUUUGAAUUAUCGAGAUUUCACUGUAUAUGCCUUUGAGACAAUCGGAAGUUUGUUUUCUUGGAGUUUGUGGGGCUAGCAACCCAAGGUCAUGAAAAUGGGCCAGGAAUGGUUAUGCCAAGAGAGGGUAGUCAUUGUGGAUUUUAGGUAAUGCACCUGUAAUUUGACUAAUUAAUGCUUUGUAUGAAUAUAAAUUCGCAAUUUUUCAGAACACGUUUGUGAAGUCAUUUCAGUCCCUCGUCAGUUUAGAAGCUCCACAAGUGUCAAUUCAAUGUUGGGUUUUGCCCUUCACUAACUGACAUAUUUUAUAAACACUCUAAACUCAGUGUUGCCCCCUAGUGAUUGUGAGAAAAAUAUGUUGGUGAAGGGCAAAACCUAAAAUUGAAAUUACAUCAACCCGACGCAAAUUCCAUCUUAUGAAUAAUACUCACGUGUACUUGUGACAAAUACUUAAUACUUAAUAUGUUCUUGUUCAUUCCCUCAAACUUGUAACCGACAUUGCGAUUUUCUUGUCACUACAUCCAACUUCCAAGUCAGAAAUUUCAAUCCAGUGGAAUCUUUCUCAUAAUCUGUCACAUUGUCAAUAAUAUUUUGUUUAAUGUACAAUAUUGUGUGAUAUUCUAUACAUAUUCCGACUUCAUUUCUUUACUUCAUUUGUCAAAAUGUUAAAUGUUUAUAUUUACUGCCUUUCUUUUAGUCCGAUAAAUCUUAUCUUGCAGUGUAAAUAUUGUGUAGGUGUAUUGUAAAUGUAAACAUGUACUUAAAAGAUUGUUGGAAUGCUGUGCAUAGUUCUUUGAAUAAGGAAUAUUAAAUCAUCACAAUAAAUAAAAAUGGAAAAAUAA
Messenger RNA from Patiria miniata (bat star), 2047 nucleotides. Its product is annotated as intraflagellar transport protein 56-like. Gene Ontology annotation, molecular function: intraciliary transport particle B binding. NCBI's taxonomy places the organism in Eukaryota, Metazoa, Echinodermata, Asteroidea, Valvatida, Asterinidae. The transcript has 4 exons. The record is from RefSeq and is a predicted model, not a curated record. Gene Ontology annotation, cellular component: intraciliary transport particle B; ciliary base; ciliary basal body. Bases 149 to 538 code for a protein of 129 amino acids. Gene Ontology annotation, biological process: intraciliary anterograde transport; intraciliary transport involved in cilium assembly.